GCCGCGCGCGGGUGGACACGUCCCUUUGUGCGCGCCUGGGGCUGCGCGCUUCCUAAAGCGUAGCGUCCCGGCAGCAUGAGUGGCUCGGGGGCAGCCGGAGCGGCCGCCCCUGCCCCGCCGGCACAGGAUGAGGGCAUGACGUGGUGGUACCGCUGGCUGUGCCGCCUGGCGGGCGUGCUGGGGGCCGUGUCCUGUGCUAUCUCUGGACUCUUCAACUGCGUCACCAUCCACCCUCUGAAUAUCGCAGCUGGCGUGUGGAUGAUCAUGAACGCCUUCAUCCUGUUGCUGUGUGAGGCGCCCUUCUGCUGCCAGUUUGUGGAGUUUGCAAACACCGUGGCUGAGAAGGUGGACCGGCUGCGCUCCUGGCAGAAGGCCGUUUUCUACUGCGGGAUGGCCAUCGUCCCCAUCAUCAUGAGCCUGACCCUGACCACACUGCUGGGCAACGCCAUCGCCUUUGCCACCGGAGUGCUGUACGGACUCUCUGCCCUGGGCAAAAAGGGUGAUGCCAUUUCUUAUGCUCGGAUCCAGCAGCAGAGGCAGCAGGCAGAUGAGGAGAGGCUGGCUGAGACUCUGGAGGGAGAGCUGUGAAGUGAGGCAGGGGCAUUGCCUACUGUCAUUGGGUUUUGUGUGAAGUCUGGAGAAGGCUGAGUGUCAACUCCGUUAAAUGGCCUGGAAGCAGAGUCCCUGCAAGUCCCCAUGCCUCAAGUCUUCUGGGCCUACCCUCUUCUCUGGACCUACUGAGCCUGGAGCUCCUGCCCCGCUGGUACUGAAGACCUGGGCCAUAGGAUGGAUGGGAUGAACUCAGUCCUGUCAGCCUGUGGUGCAGACUCCUGUGCUGGUUGCCCUUCGCAGACCUAAGAGCAGCCACUCGUGAACAUUCUGCUCCUCACUUGGUUAAGAGGCUGAUCCCCAGGCUCCUGCCACUUCAGGCUUCAUCCUUUUUAGAUCUGUGCUCGCUGGCAGGUGAUGCUCCAGUUCUGCCCAUGCACCUGUCCUCAGCGCGGAGGAUGAGUACAGCAUUGUCCUGAGGAGCAGGAGAGAUGGCUGGUCCUUUGAGAAUCUACAGCUUCCAGGAUGCAGCUUCCUGGCCAGAAGAGUAGCCUUGGCAGAGGCCAGAGGGUUGGGUGGAAGUUCCCUGGUGCCUUGGACAGGCUAUUUCAGGACACCUUGCUGUUCCAUCUCCCACGGGCCUUACCCUGACCUCCAGGUUCUGCCUCUCCCCCAGCUCAGGUUUUGGUGCUAGGAAGUGUGUGUGUUUGUGUGUGUCUGUGUGGGUGUGUUGGGUGUGUACUGCUAGCCUGCAGUGAAAACUUCUUUGUCAGUGGUUACAGGCUCACUAUUAAUAGGGAUUGACCUCAGGUAUUCCUCCCAACCUGCCUCUGGCAUCCUGUAGCCUUUGACGAACUGGGCAGAGACCAUCUCUCACACAGAGCUGUCUCAGGUACCAGACCAUGACGAGUAAGCCUGCGUGGCUAGGGUUUGGAGAGCUGCUACCCUGAACAUGGCAUACCCUGGCUGUCCCUCAUCCUUCCUCUGCACUGCGGUCUUUCCCUACCGUCCUGUGAUACUGGCACUAGUGGCUAAUUAGAUGGAUCCUUAGCUGUUAGGCGGCACAUGCGUGGUGGCCUGGCUGAGGAUGACGUGGAAAAUGCUAAGCCUUGCCUCCCUCCUGCACUAGACCUUCAACUGGGCCUGCUCCAUGGGACCCAGCCCCGGAGUUGUCCAGUUUCUAGGGACUCUAGGUCACCAGUGUUUGGGGCCAGGAGUAGUGGGUAUUCUAUUUAGGGUAGAGGCGCUUUGAGCUGUGGGCUCUGGGGGCAGCAGUAGUUUUCCAGAGAGCCUGGCCAUGCUGAACCCCAGAGGAGCAGAGAUGUCACAGUGUAGCUGGCGUGGUGGAACAUAUAUCUCCAGGAUUCAUCCGAGGCUAUUUUUCUCAAGCAGGAGUGGGCUUCAAGGGCUCUGUGUGUGUGUGUGUGUGUGUGUGUGUGUGUCGGGGCCUGUGUUCACAGUUAAGACCUGUCUACCUCCCAGGAGGAGCAAGGCCCUACCUGCCCCUCUGGUUACGUGUAUCGGCAUGAGAUUCAGGUCCCUUCUGCCCCUGGCAGUGGAACUCGCUGGCUACAUCUAUACUAAGAUUGUACCCCACUGGAGAAACCCAUUUUGUACUGGGUGGGCAUGGGGUGGGGUGUAAAGGUAGAGGCCCUCAGACAUAGACCAGAGUGGGACAGUCACUUACAUUCUGAGGUUCCUGGAAGCACAGUGGCUCUGGAGCCCAUUGCCUUGCCUCUGAACAUGGGCACUGUCUUGCCCAGACUAGGCCCCAUUCUUGCCUGUGUAUGGCUAUCUUCUGUGACUUCCUUUGCCCCCCAUCCCCUGGUUUGUUUGUUAGUUAGCUUACAUUUGGAGUAAAGCAAGGCUGUAGUUGGUA
Molecule: messenger RNA, 2428 nt
Organism: Peromyscus leucopus (white-footed mouse)
Lineage: Eukaryota; Metazoa; Chordata; Mammalia; Rodentia; Cricetidae
Gene: Cacfd1
Product: calcium channel flower domain containing 1
Exons: 5
Coding region: 76-588 (170 amino acids)
Biological process (GO): vesicle-mediated transport
Cellular component (GO): membrane
Source: RefSeq, a predicted model, not a curated record